AUGGAUAAUGCUGUGCGUCUGAGCGAGAAGUUGACGGAAAUCAUCCCGCCCGGCAACGGGGCUCCCUCCAAUCUCGCUCAUCGUCUAUUCCACGCGAUCAGCAUGGCGAACAAGGAACGGCGCGAAGCCGCCGAGGCCGCGGCAUCCGUUGAGGAAACCACGAAGGCGCUCGUCCGAUUGCUCGGGGCUCUUGUCGGGUUCUCGGGCGGGCUGAAGGAGGCGCUGCGAGCCCUGUCGAACGGACCCCUCACGCCCGAGGUCGUGGACCUCCGACGAAAGUACGAAGAAGCGAGGACCGCCAUCAAAGACCCCCAGGGAUUCGACCUCGACGGAUUCCGGGACCAGCUGUCGUCGGCGUUCCGGGCUGACGACGAGAUGGAGCUCAACGAGGAGAGCGCCAGGUGCCACGAUGAACUGGAUUCGUGCAAGAUCGCGCUCGGGUACCUCACGGACCUCUUCAAUGUCGUGACCGAGUGGCCUAGGGGAGCGUGCGACGCGCUGCGAGUCCUGGCAAACAGCGCGCAGAACAGGCCCGACGCGGUCGGCCUCGUCACCGUCUACCGCACCGCGAACGAAGCCCUCGCGAAGCUCGCCGAAGGGCAUCGGGUCGAUCUGGGCGCCUUCCUGCGGACGAUGUGGGCGGUAUGCCCGCAGCAACCCCAGGCGCAAGACGCCGGAACGAUGUUGACGGAUCUGAUCGACGGCGACCUCGCCGGCCUUCCCGAGCGCGCCCGAGGGCUAUUGGAACGCGUGUGCCGGCCGGGACAGCACGAUCAGCGGGUCACAAAAACGUGUGACUUCCUCAAGAAGAUCAUCGACACCGACCACGUGAUCGCGGCGUUGAUUGGAGGCACCGGGGCGAACGCGUACGCCGAUCGGCCGGCCCACGUCCGUGCGGACGUCCUGAUGACCGGCCUCGACUCGCUCCUCGAUAGAAAGGAUCUCUCCCCGGAGGCGAGCAGCCUCGUCGCGUCGGUCGGAGCGGUCGCGAGGCAGCGGGAGCGUUACCGCCUCGUCGCCCUGGCCACGCCGGACGGGCCGGAGGCCCUCAUGGCGACCCUCGAGCCUCGAGAGGCAUUGAAUACGGAUCUCGGUGCAGAUGGCGCGGCGGCUCUCAAUUUGGUGGUCGGACAUCUGCGGUCGAGCGCUCCGUUGCACAGGUCCGUCCGUAAGGUGUUCGAAGAUACUCAGCAGGCGAUGGAGCGCUCAUCGAACACCGAUCCCGCCCGGAAGGACCUCAAGGCGUUCUGUGAGAGCGUAGAGGCGGUGACCGCAGAGAUUGAAGCCGCGCGUACCCCUCACGACGACUUACUGAGUUGGUUCUAUGUGCGCACCCGGCAAGCGUGUCGGUUCUACCGGUUGGCCGACAUUGUCUGCAAUCCUGGUUCCUUACUCAUAGGGGAGGACUCGGCCGCGCGCACUGAACAAGUCAGCCAAACUCGUGCGGUUCUCCAGGAAAAGGACCCAUACGUCCGCGAGUGGUUCGACGAGAUCACGAACAAGCUCGCGCCGCUGCACGACGGCAUCCGGACCAAGGAUCAGCUCGUGAGCGCCAUCGGCCUCCUCACGGGCCCCGCUCCGGCCCCGUCCGAAGCCCACCAGCGGGUCCAGCGCCUGCGGGAGGGAUUAACGCGGUCCGCCCAGCUGAAACUCGCUUCGAACGCCGCACGCGGGACGGGCCUUGACGCCCUCCUGGCAUCCAUCCGUGCUCUGGACGAGCAAUGCCGCCUGUACACGGAAGGCGUCAUCAAGCUUCCCUCCGCGGGGCCCGAGGCCCUCCUGAACGACGCCAAGGCCAGAGAAAACUUGUUCAGAGGACUGCUGGGCGACGAGGAGUACGAUGCGUUCGUCGGCGCUUACGAUAAGCUGAUGCGCGUGCCCCCACCGACGGGACCUCCUCCGCCUGCGGCCCCCGACGGCGUCAGCGCCCAGGAAGACGUCGAAUUGGGCGUCGAGAUGCACACUACGGCGUGGACAUCCAAGGCACGAGAGCGAAUCGACGGGAACAUCGCACGAGUUCUGCCCAUGACGGCACAGCUCUUCCGGAAUUGGGCACGCGCGGCGGACGAGGAGAGGAGCGGUCUGUACGAGCUGUUCGAUUCCUCGGGUGCACCCGACCCCACCGCGGCCCACAGAAUCCUACUGACCGCACCGGGAAGUCGCGAGCGGCUAUCGAAGCUACUUCGGCAAUUCCGCACCUGGUCCGAGGACUUCCACCGAAAGUUGGCCACCGCCCGUUCCCGGCUGGUCCCGGACGACGGCGCCUCCGCGCGUCUCGAUUGGAGUGGACUCGCCUCUGAGAUCGUCGAAGCGAUCGACACCAACGCGAAACGUCUCCGACGCGCCACGUUAGUCGCCGCCACGACGCUCCCGCAGCUCGUAGAGGCGGUCGAGAGAGGCGAGGAAGCGAACAGGCGGGUCGUCGCCCUCGUCUGCGCGAACGUGCCGGCACCGGCCGCGGUCGGCCCUCAGGACGCGAUUCGACGGAUGGAGCACCUCUACGCCGGAACCGGGCUGAAAUCGAUCGACGAGAUCGUGCACGAUCACGGGAAGCUGGACGCGAUUCGACGGAUGGAGCACCUCUACGCCGGAACCGGGCUGAAAUCGAUCGACGAGAUCGUGCACGAUCACGGGAAGCUGGUCGAGGGCAUAGAUGAGAUCUUGAGAAAUUUGGGGACCUACGGCUUCGAUAAGACCAGCUGCUCCAGGGACGAACGCGAUGCCGACUGCGCCAUCCGGUUCCUGCGGACGAACUCCGUCCGGUUCCUGGCAUCCGGGGGCGUGCUCGAGAAGAUCGGGGAGGCGUUCGAUGCGCGAGGGGUGUUGGUCCGGGCCGCCAUCCCGGCCCUGAAAGAGCACAUACGGUCGAAGGUGGGGGACGGUGAUGGUUUCAAGAGACGCUGCGAGGAUCUGGCCGCAAAGUUGGAGCUCUGCGCCGGCAUGGCCCACGGCUCGGACCGCGACCUGGUGGACCUCAGAAACACCCUGUAUGUGAGGGAACCCACCUGGGAGUUCAACGACUGUGUAAUCCCCGGAGAUGUAAGGUUCCUCCUCGAGUUCGUCCGGAACGUCCGGGGGCAAUGUCUCACCCACCUCGGAAAGGGAGACGCCGCCACGCCGCUCUCGACCGAGACGACGCUUUUGACGCUCACGCCCCAGGUCCUGAACGCGCGCGGGGGGGCGCCCGUCGCCCUGGAGUGCCCGGGGCUCGUCAGGCUCGUCUGCGGCACCGACAUGCGGACCGCGGCGGAUGCGGAGGCGCACGUCAACGCACUGCUGAUCGAGACGGGCCAGAACGACGUGGCGGACGCGACCGCGCUGCUCCGCGAGCUCGACGGGGAUGUGGCCAUGGGAUACGGUGCGCCGGAGAAGCUAGAUACCAAGUCAACGGUGGAGCUCCUGAAACGACGCCGGAACUCGUACCACGAUGCGAGGCAGGUCGUUGAGUAUCUGCAGGCCACCGUUUCGAGAGCCGUCCAGCCGCCGACGUUGACGACGCAGACGGCCUCGAUAGCCAUGCAACAUGUCGUGGCGGUGUCGGACGGGAUCGUCCGGAUCUCGGGCGACCUGGAGAGCGCCGCGCGGAUACUUUUCGAAGACACGCCGUCCGUUCCCCCCCAGGACCCGGGCCCCGUCCCUCUCAUGCUGACGCAGCUACGCGCCGUCACGUCCCGCACGACGGCGGGCGCGGCGCGCCUCAGAGGCCGUCUGACAAGAGCGCUCGGAGUCGAUCCCGCGCAGACGGUCGAGAGCCUCGUCGACACGGCAUCACGACGCCUGGCGAACGGAGGCCAGCAGCUCACCGACCUCACCACGCAGAAGACAAAGCUCGAGAACCUCCUGAAGAAGAGCGAGGCCGAUAUGCUCGAAAGCGAGGGACGGCUGCGAGAGACCGCAGGUCGGCUCGGGGAGGCCGACGCGUCCCUGAAGAGAGUCAGCGACGAUCUGAAGACAUGCCUAUAUGCAGGGGCCGGUGCCGGCAACGCAGAGCGCGUGCGUGGGUUGGAGGCGUCCCUCGCGGACUGCCGGGCAGCGAGAGAAAGUUCCGCCGAGGAGGUAGCGAAGAGUGGAAUAGGAUGUACCGGGACCACGAGAUGUGGACGCGGGAAUUGGCGAAGGUGA
Molecule: messenger RNA, 4122 nt
Organism: Klebsormidium nitens
Lineage: Eukaryota; Viridiplantae; Streptophyta; Klebsormidiophyceae; Klebsormidiales; Klebsormidiaceae
Source: the annotation of a GenBank genome assembly